Molecule: messenger RNA, 1381 nt
Organism: Hermetia illucens (black soldier fly)
Lineage: Eukaryota; Metazoa; Arthropoda; Insecta; Diptera; Stratiomyidae
Product: odorant receptor 59b-like
Exons: 3
Coding region: 110-1231 (373 amino acids)
Biological process (GO): sensory perception of smell; detection of chemical stimulus involved in sensory perception of smell
Cellular component (GO): plasma membrane
Molecular function (GO): odorant binding; olfactory receptor activity
Source: RefSeq, a predicted model, not a curated record
AUCCACGCAUUGCGGACAAGGAAACAUUCUGCAAAGUAGACAAGGGUCUGUCCCCUUCGAGUCAUUUCCACAUCUUGUGUAGCAGUAUCCUUGUAACUCCCACGCUAGCAUGAUGCAGAAACUGGACACACUCACAGGUUUGAAACAAAUGUACACAAAUUGGAAAAUUUUGUGUGUAAUGCCAUGGUGCAAUUACAAAAAGUACUCGAAAAUUUGGUUAGGGCUAAUAUUUUUCUUUAAUAUAGCCUUUAUAUUCGGGUUGGUAGUGGAUAUGGUAUUAUGUGAAAGUUUGAAACAAGGAUUGUAUAACAGUCCCUUCUACUUUGGAUGCCCGGUGAACGCGACGAAAUAUUUUAUUAUUUUUUUCAUGCGUCAUGAACUAUGGAAACUAAAGGACUUGUUCAGUCUCCUAGAUAAAAAUAUUACUUCUGAGGAGGACCAAAGGCUAAUGAGAAAUGGAAUAAGGAAGGUGCAAUGGAUAUUCAUGACUUAUAAUAUUCUUAUGUGGUUCGUUGGGUACAGCAGAAUAUUAACUUUAUUGCAAACUCGUGGGAAAGUUCUCAUAUUUCCAAUGUGGUUUCCUUUUGGAGGAGUGAUAGGCGUAUCGGUUUUUGAGUCAAUUGUCGCAAAUUUUUUGUGGUUACAGGAUGUUUCCAAUGACAUGUAUGCGCCAUGUUUUUUUAUUUUGUUGAAUGUCCAUAUGAAAAUAUUGAUUCGACACCUGUCGAAUAUUGCGGAAGACCAGAAAAGUCAGGGUUGUUAUUCGGAUCUUACUGCCUGCAUUGAAAGUCACAUUUUAAUUCUAAGAAUCUACGGCGGGCUUAAAUCGAUUAUAUCAAAAACAUUCUUCAUUCAAAUUGUGAUAAGCAGCAUUUCAAUAUGUGUUAAUAUUCUGUCGAUAGCAACUUUCAACUUAUCGAGUGGAGAGAAAGUGUUUUUGAUCACUUAUUCAUGCACGCUUAUUAUGAAGACACUACCAAUAUGUUACUAUGGAGAUCAAUUUUUGGAUUUGACUCAAAUAUUUGCGGACACGGCCUAUGCAACCGAUUGGGUUAACCAGAAUCGAAACUUUCGUAUUGCUAUCCUUUUCAUGAUACAAAAAUCACAGAACCCGGAGUUCAUAUUUGCUGGAGGCAUAGUUCCAAUAUGUCUACCGACAUUCCUUUUUGUUGUUCGGCUUGCUUACUCGUUUUCAGCAUUACUUUUCAACGUAUUGUACCAGGACGUCUAGAUGACAUUUACCUAUCUCACCUUUAGCUUGAAUUCAACAAAAAUUAGGAAAUUUCCCUUCCUCUAUGACCUUUUAUUGAAAAUAUCAUCAACUUUCUUAAAUCGUUGACAAUUUAGUAUUGUUUAAUUGCAUUUUGUCUGUUAUAUAAUA